Messenger RNA from Cordyceps fumosorosea ARSEF 2679, 2025 nucleotides. Its product is annotated as Glycosyltransferase, ALG10. Lineage: Eukaryota; Fungi; Ascomycota; Sordariomycetes; Hypocreales; Cordycipitaceae. Gene Ontology annotation, biological process: protein N-linked glycosylation; dolichol-linked oligosaccharide biosynthetic process. Gene Ontology annotation, molecular function: dolichyl pyrophosphate Glc2Man9GlcNAc2 alpha-1,2-glucosyltransferase activity. Bases 1 to 2025 code for a protein of 674 amino acids. The record is from RefSeq and is a predicted model, not a curated record. Gene Ontology annotation, cellular component: endoplasmic reticulum. The transcript is spliced from 4 exons.
AUGGCGGAGGGGCAGGCUCGGAGCACCGCUGCCCUCGUGGUAGGCGCCCUGCUACCCGCCCUGACUACCGUAUUCUUCAACGGCAUCCCGGGUGCCGUUGGCGGGAGCAAUCUGCCGCGCUGGGGCGUCCGCCUGCCGAUUCUACUAACCUGCGCAGUUCAGGUGUGGUUUACGCUGGUUUCGAUGGCUGUUCCGGAGCCAUAUCUUGACGAAAUCUUUCACAUCCCGCAGGCGCAAAAAUACUGCGACGGGCGAUUUUUUGACUGGGACGACAAAAUCACCACACCUCCCGGGCUAUACUUCUUCUCUGUCGCCAUUCACAGAAUCGCCGCGGCGCUUCGAAUCCCGCAUCUCAAUGUCUGCGACGCGUUUAGCCUUCGCGCCAUCAACUUCGCAGGCGUCCUCGUCGUCAGCUACCUGGCUCUCUGGUGCCGACAGGCCAUCGAGGCCCGUCAGCACGAGGCCGUCAGCAGUCCCACGCCGGCGCGCAUGCGCGCCUUCUCGCAGUACGGCGUGCACACGGCCGUCAACGUCGGCCUCUUCCCGCUGCUCUUCUUCUUCGGCGGCCUGUACUACACCGACGUGCUGUCGACGGGCGUGGUGCUGGCCGCGUUCGUGAACCACCUGUCGCGCGUCGGCGCCGCGCGCAGCUCGGUGCGCAGCGACCUCGUCACGGUGGUUCUCGGCCUAGCGGCGCUGGGCAUGCGCCAGACCAACGUCUUCUGGGUAGUGGUGUUUAUGGGUGGCCUGGAGGCGGUACACGCGGUCAAGACGCUGCGGCCGGAGCGGGCGGAUCAGCCAGUGAUGAAGUCGCUGGGGGAGCAGUGCUGGUACUUUGCCUGGAGGUAUUCCUUGGGUGAUAUCCAUGAUUUGCCUGUCCACAAAGCAUACCCCGAUGACAUGAUAUUUACUGCUCUAAGUAUCGGGAUUGCAGCCAUCUGCAACCCACUACGGGUUGUCAGACAGGUUUGGCCAUACAUCGCCACGCUCGGUUCCUUUGCCGCCUUUGUGCAGUGGAAUGGCAGUGUCGUGCUCGGCGACAAAUCCAACCACGUUGCCACGAUUCAUCUCGCACAGAUGCUGUAUAUCUGGGCCUUCUUCGCCUUCUUCUCGCUCCCUCUUCUCCUCCCUUCCGGCCUGUCUUUCCUCAACAUGGUCGUUUCCUAUUUCAAAAUGCCUGCCAGCAGUCCUGCGCGACCAGUCGAACCCAGCAGAGGCCUUCUCGGCGCUGUAACCCACUUCUUCCAAUCCAAGGUCCUCUGGCCAGUGUACUUGGCUGCCACGACUGUUCUCUCCCUCGCCGUCGUUCGAUUCAACACCGUCAUCCACCCGUUCACGCUCGCCGACAACCGGCAUUACAUGUUCUACGUAUUUCGCUACACGAUCCGCCGGGGCGCCGCCCUCCGCCUCGCCCUUGUGCUCCCCUACACGCUCUGCCGCUGGGCCGUCUGGGAUGCGCUCGGCGGUCACAAUGGCUGGUCGGGCGAGGAGCAGCCGACAGCCUUUGUCAGCCACCCGUUCUGGACGCCGUCCUCCGCCAAGGUCAGGCGGCAGACCAGCACCCCGUACCCGCGGUUCCCGGAAGCCUCGUCCACGGCGGAGAGCCGCAAGGCCAGCGAGGCCGAGCUCAAGGCGCGCCUCGAGCAGGACAGCCUGUACCUGUCGAAAACGUCCGUGUCCUCGUCCACGGGCCUCGUCUUCCUGCUCGCGACGGCGCUGUCGCUUAUCACAGCACCACUGGUCGAGCCGCGCUACUUCAUCCUCCCGUGGGUGAUGUGGCGGCUCAUGGUGCCCGCGUGGCGGCUCAAGGACCACCUACGCGGCGGGAUCUUGGAGGGCAGCGCCGCGGCCGAGGCGGUGGCGCACUGGAGCAGCACCUACGACCUGCGGCUGUUCCUGGAGAGCGCCUGGCACAUGGCCAUCAACCUCGCGACGGGAUACAUAUUCUUGUACAAGCCGUACGUGUGGCGGGCCGAGGACGGGACCGUGCUGGAGGGGGGCAACCUGCAGCGGUUCAUGUGGUAG